GAUGCUGAUAUUUUCUAUCUUGUCAUAUUUGGUUACAGCUAAAUUCCAAAUCUAUAUGGAUGGAUAAUUAAGGAUUUUGAAUUAUUCAUUAGCAAAUUUUGGACAUAUUCCAUAUGGACGCACUUUAGGUGGAUUUUUGGUGGCUCCUUAAGAAUUAGAAGAUAACUAAUUAGAUCUAUGCAAUAAAUCCAAUAUCCAGAAAUUACCAGACUUAGAGAGUGUUUGGGUUGUUGGACGUAUAGGAAAUUGUUCAGCAACCACAAAAGUAUAUUCUAUAUAUUAGGAUUAGGCAUAUGUAGCAUAGGAAUUGGGAGCUAAGUUAUUAAUAAUCAUAAGUAAAAAGGCUAACUUAACUAAUGUAAUGGAGUUAAAUAAUGAUGGGAUGGGUUUCAAGGUGCAUAUCCCAACAAUUGAGAUUGCCAAAUAGGAUGGUGAAUUAUUAUUACAGGAAAUUACGAUAACAUCAGAAUCACGACAAUAUGGAUUAAUUUCAUUCAAUGAUUCAAAGAAAGUUGAAAAAGUAUGCAACAUAAACAUAUAUUACAGCCUGAAGUAAUUUUGUUCAUUUCCCUAAAUGAUAAAUCAGGCUUUAAAUUUAUAAGGGAAUUUUAGUAAUACUAUAAAAUAUUGGAGAAACAGGUGUAAUUCUACAUCAGUUAUGAAGUAGAAGUGAGUAAGAGAGAUAAAAGAAUGAAUUUUACAUAGCCAAAUGAGUAAUGUAUGGGAGGUGGAAGAUAUUGUAUGUAAAUAAGGGGAGAAGGUUUAGGUAGAUAGGUGAUAGAAGAACAAUUGAGAUAACAUUGUAUUUGGAUUAAUAAUGCAACUCAAUGGUUUGAGUAUAUGGUAAUAGAAAAUAUAAGAAAAAAUUUAGGAUUAUUUUGAUAAGAAUUGUUUUUAGGUGUAACAUUAUGCUGCUUGUUCAAAUGAGAAUUGGAUAAUGAAAUAAAAAGUAAUAGGAGAAUGUGUGGAGAAUUCAUAUGAAAAGGAUUCAAAAAAGGCAAGAGAAUUAAAAGAAAAUAUAAUAAUGGAUUAAUGGGUAGGAAAUAAAUCAUUAAGUGGAAUUACAUAUUUUCCAGGAGUUUUAGUGAAUGGAAAACCAUAUCAUGGUAAUUUAGAGGCUGAAAGUGUUACUGAAGAUAUAUGCAGCAGUAUGAUAAAUAUUAUGAUUUAGAUAUGUUGGAUUAAACAGUUUGUUUGGCUUUAUAAUAAUAAGAGGAUGAUUCUCCAAGUAAUGGAAGUGAAAUAAAUUGGGCAAUGAUUGCAUUUGCAGUAGUAAGUUGUAUACUUUUUGGUUUAUUCUUGUUUAUGUGUUAUAGAAGGAGAUUGAAAAUGUAAAUGUAAUAAGAAUUGGGUUAAUAAGUAAAUGAGAUGGUCAGUUAAUACAUAAAGUUUUAUGAAACUAAAAAUGAGAAAUGAU
Molecule: messenger RNA, 1417 nt
Organism: Paramecium pentaurelia
Lineage: Eukaryota; Ciliophora; Oligohymenophorea; Peniculida; Parameciidae
Source: the annotation of a GenBank genome assembly